UGACCCUGCUCUGUAAAGAUACCCAAUUCACUGCGUGCAAGAUGCCUACCACACUCAAAGAAUUCGAAAGCGUAUGGCCGCGCAUUGUUGCCGACCUCCAGGAGCACUGCAAUGGGUACAAACUGCCCAAGCAGUCCCUUGAUUGGUUCACAAAGUCGCUCGACUACAACACUGUUGGCGGAAAAUGCAACCGUGGCAUGUCUGUCAUUGACACCACUUCAAUCCUCCAGAAAAAGACUCUUGACCCCUCAUCAGAGGAAUACUUCCGUGCUGCUCUCCUAGGAUGGAUGAUCGAACUCCUCCAGGCUUUCUUCCUGGUUUCCGACGACAUCAUGGAUUCUUCAAAGACCCGCCGUGGUAGCCCUUGCUGGUACCUUGCACCCAAGGUUGGCAUGAUUGCCAUCAACGACGCUUUUAUGCUCGAGUCGGCCAUUUACGUACUUCUUAAGAAGCACUUCCGUCAAGAGAAGAGCUAUGUCGACAUGAUGGAGCUGUUCCACGAGGUUACAUUCCAGACGGAAUGCGGCCAGCUGUGCGAUCUGCUGACUGCACCCGAAGACGAUGUCAACCUUGACAACUUCAGCCUUGACAAGUUCACUUUCAUCGUCAUUUACAAGACUGCCUACUACUCUUUCUAUCUCCCGGUCGCACUGGCCCUCUACUACGCCGGUGCAGCAACGCCAAAGAACUUGCAGACUGCAGAAGACAUUCUCAUCCCCAUGGGCGAAUACUUCCAGGCACAAGACGACUACCUUGACGCUUUCGCCGACCCCUCCGUUCUCGGCAAGAUCGGUACAGACAUCAUGGACAACAAGUGCUCGUGGUUGAUCAACCAGGCUCUGAAGAAGGUCAACCCCGAGCAACGGAAAUUGCUAGAGGACAACUACGGCCAAAAGGACUCACAGAAGGAGGCCAAGGUCAAAGAGUUGUACCACGAGCUGAAACUGAAGGACUUCUACGAGCAGUGGGAAGAAGAGCGCGUUGCCGACUUGAGGGCUAAGAUCGACAAGGUCGAUGAGAGCGAGGGCUUGAAGAAGGAGGUCUUUGAGACCUUCCUCCAGAAGAUUUACAAGAGGAGCAAAUAAGCCGAUGACUAAAUAUACCAUGGACCGUAAAGCCACUUAAUUGCUGACGAUAUAUAACGAGUCAAUCUGAAACCCUUUAUACCACUUAUGUUGACCUGCUAGUCUACCUCUGUUCUGGGGUGUUUGCUACUUGUCUACCUUCGGAAUUAGGGUCCUUGUUAUCCAGAGCGGUGUAUUUCAUAUAUGCAGCUAUGAGCACAAGUAUGUGAUAAGGGUGAGAAAACAAUCGCG
This is a messenger RNA of Alternaria alternata, 1316 nucleotides long. Its product is annotated as farnesyl pyrophosphate synthetase. The record is from RefSeq and is a predicted model, not a curated record. The transcript has 2 exons. NCBI's taxonomy places the organism in Eukaryota, Fungi, Ascomycota, Dothideomycetes, Pleosporales, Pleosporaceae. Bases 42 to 1085 code for a protein of 347 amino acids. Gene Ontology annotation, molecular function: (2E,6E)-farnesyl diphosphate synthase activity; dimethylallyltranstransferase activity. Gene Ontology annotation, cellular component: cytoplasm. Gene Ontology annotation, biological process: trans, trans-farnesyl diphosphate biosynthetic process.